GGCUGCAAUUUCGCUGCUGACAUCAGCGACCACGUGCUUACGCAGUUGAGUUCCCUUCCCUGUUUUCUAAGCUUGUAUUUUUCGUGCAACGCCUCCUCUAGUUUCCAAUCUAAGUCUUUUCGACUCCAAUCACAGCCGGCGUGCGUUCCUAGUGGUGUUCCGGACGACGCACCUACGCCUGCAGCAUAUAUCGCGAGCUCACCUGCCAAAACCGGGAAGACUGCUGCCGCGCGUCGCGCGAGCUCCGCCGAGCACCACAGCCAUGGAGUCCCUGACCCUGAAGCCCGCGAAUGCCAUCGACACGAUCCUGGCCCUACGUGACCCCCGGACCAAGAAUUGGAUAACGUUGGAGAACCCCAUGUACAUCGCGGUCUUGCUGGGCUCCUACCUGUACGCGGCCAAAUCGUUUGGACCGCGGUUCAUGAAAAACAAGCAGCCGUACUCUGUCAAGCGAGCUGUCAUGGCAUACAACCUAUUCCAGGUCCUUGCCAACGUGUACUUCCUGUGGCGCAUCUUCUACCACUCCUUCUGGGCAGCCGGCUACAGCGCCUACUGCCAAGGACUCACCUACAGCAUUGACCCUCACGCGUUGAGCCUUCUGGACUCCCUCUACUGGUACUUGUGGGUGCGUGUGGCCGACUUCAUGGACACCGUGUUCUUCAUCUUGAGGAAGAAGUUCUCGCACAUAAGCGUUCUCCACGUGGUGCACCACACCAUCGUGGUGUUCAGCGGCUGGAUGUUCAUGCAGUUUGGCGCUGACGGGCAGGUGGUGCUGGGCGUCUGCAUCAACUCCUUCGUGCACAUUAUCAUGUACACGUACUACUUUCUCGCCUGCCUAGGGCCUUCAGUGCAGAAGUACCUGUGGUGGAAGAGGUACCUGACAAGGUUACAGAUCGGGCAGUUCAUACUGAUUAUCGCGCAUGCGUUUAUCCCCAUAUUCGUUGACUGCGGCUAUCCUCCCAUUCUUCUCUACAUCGCCAUUCCACAGGUGGCGCUGGUUCUUGGACUCUUCGUGAAUUUCUACAUCCAGGCGUACAACACCAGAAAAACGGCGGCCGCCGCUGAGAAGGUAGCGAAUGGACAUCAUAAAUGCCCCGAAUAUACUUCGUCGUGGUCCGCAGAUCAAAAUGGAGCUGCCAAUGGAAAUACAAACGGCACAUCGAACGUAACUGCGAAUGGCAAUGCGAAAAAAGUUGCUUGACCAAGAUGCGUCCGUGUUUUGUAAAUAGAGACGAGAAAUCUCGAGCGAGAACUGACAGCGCAGUGUUUGUAUUUUGCGCUACUGUUCCUUGAAAAUCUCUUUAGAUUAUGUGCGAGAGUCGCUGUUCUUUCGGCGUGUCUUACACAGGGUCGCUCUUCGUUUACUGUCAAAACGAACUAUAGAUGGCCAGCUGUGAAAGUGUAAAAUAUGUUGCCCGAAUAACGUCCAGAUGACUCUAUGCGUCAAUUUUGCACUAACGAACAUUGCGUCAUUGCAUGCGCAUGUGUCAACGUCGUGUUCGGUUUCUCAUGUCUCGGCCUUCAAAAGCUUAUUAGACGUUUUUUUUUUGUUGUUAUGGGUGUCCAAGGCAAGCAAUCCAGGUCCUUGGGAUAUGAUAAGGAGAUGGAUAGUCGAGGGGAUAGUGCAAUCGAUUCAACUAUUCACUACAGGAUCGAUGUGUAAGCACGAUUAUCCAGAUGUGUGGGCAAAUACGCGAAAACCUGUGCUGCGCAUUGUGCUUAAAACGGCCGCCCACAUUGAUGAAAAAAAUGAAUUUAUUUAGUUUUCAUCAUCAUAGUGUAAUAAUCUACCUGCUGUUUUGUUUUACGUGUUUCAUAGAGGUUAAUCCUAGAAAAGUGCACAUCUGACAGAAAUGAUAAAAAGUGGGCCAUCGUCACGAA
Messenger RNA from Rhipicephalus microplus (southern cattle tick), 1881 nucleotides. RefSeq names its product very long chain fatty acid elongase 7. Gene Ontology annotation, biological process: very long-chain fatty acid biosynthetic process; fatty acid elongation, polyunsaturated fatty acid; fatty acid elongation, saturated fatty acid. The record is from RefSeq and is a predicted model, not a curated record. Lineage: Eukaryota; Metazoa; Arthropoda; Arachnida; Ixodida; Ixodidae. Gene Ontology annotation, cellular component: endoplasmic reticulum membrane. Gene Ontology annotation, molecular function: fatty acid elongase activity.